AUGGCUACUUUCCGGCGAACGGACACCCCAAGGCUGCCCGGUGCGCGCUUGGAUGUUGGAGCACAUGACAUUGUUCAACGCAUGCUGCCUUGCCACGAGACCAAGCAUCUUGUGUCUACUAGCCGCUUCUCUUCCGAUGGCAGCGUCGUCACAUUAUCUCAGGACAUAUUGUCGGACGGCUCGUCCGGCCGAGCAGACUCCAGCGACAGCACCCUCUUCGAUGUGUUUGAGAGCGACGAAUUCGACAGAGCAUACCAGCAACACAGUCAAACAGCGCACAUGGGAGUCCUCGACCCGGAGUACCAGACCUUUACGAGCCAGAACGGCUACGGCGCGGUCGUGUACACGGUCAAAGACGGGACACUGGUGGUAUCUGGAGACCCGCUGGCUGCGCCGGAGCACUUCGAGCCUCUGCUAGAGGAACUUGCCCAGUUCCGCAAGAAGAACCGCCUCAAGAUUGCUUUCAUGGGCGUCAGCGAGACAUUCGCCAUGUAUGCACAGAAGCGAAACUGGAUCCCAGUGAGAUUCGGUCGAGAGCGGGUGCUCAAUCCAAUGACCAACAAGAUCCUUUCCAAUCAGGGUGCAGGAAAGCGGAUGCUUGCCCAGAACCGGCGACUGUUGGAUCCGAAACGCGAGGGCAUCAGCAUUGGCAUUUAUGCGCCGGGCAUCAAUGGCAUCGACCGAUCAAUGGAAGUCCAAUUACAAGUCAUCUACGACCAGUGGCGCGUGGAGCGCAACUGCAAGAAAGAGAAGGACCUGCAAACAUUCGUCACGGUAUACGAUCUCUUUUGUCGACGGAACAUCACCUUCUUCCUCUACACAAGCGACCGCGAAGGGCACGUCAACGGUUUCGCCGCACUGCGAAACGUUGGCGCGAAGAAUGGCUUCCACCUCGACCCGUGCAUCGCGUCGCCGACGGCGCCGCGCGGCAUCACCGACCUGCUCAUCGUCACGGCAAUGCAGCUGCUUCGCGACACGGGAGUGUCGUACCUAUGCCUUGGCCAUGAGCCGUUCCUCGAUCUGGGCGACAUGCCGAACCAAGACGGCUUAAAGGCGCGCGUGGCUCGCGACAUGUUCCACCGGGUGGUGGACUCGGCGCAGCUCGGCGGAAAGCGGACUUACAAUAACAAGUUCCAUCCCGACGAGUCGCAGUCGUCGGAGCUGUACGUCGUCCUGCCGGGGGGAUCCUCGCUGCUGCGGCAAGCGGCGGCGGUGAUGCACGUGGCCAACAUCAAGAUUCGGCGACUGUUGAUAUGA
Molecule: messenger RNA, 1257 nt
Organism: Purpureocillium lilacinum
Lineage: Eukaryota; Fungi; Ascomycota; Sordariomycetes; Hypocreales; Ophiocordycipitaceae
Biological process (GO): phospholipid homeostasis
Molecular function (GO): aminoacyltransferase activity
Source: RefSeq, a predicted model, not a curated record